ACUUAUAGAGAGUCUUGAAUAAGCCCUCAAAAGCUAAAGAGCCUUUUGAUGCCUCCGAAUCAAUUUGAGCCCCACCAAGGGAUGCUCAAAAUGAUUUCAAAGCGAAAGAAUUCUUACACCCCUGAAAAGCAUAAAAAGAGAACAGUUGGAGUACAGAGUAACCUGUCCAAAGAUAAAAUCUCAAACUAUUACCUUAAAGGAGCUAAAGACAUUUUCAAGCAACAAGUUUUCAGUGAACCUAGACUCUCUAGAGCUCAUGACCAGGAACAGAGUGUCGAGAUGCCCUUAGAAGACUCGCUUAUGGUCUCUAAUAUUUUCAAAGAUGACUCAAAGAACCAGCUUUUUACACUCCCGAAGAUAUCUAAAAUCGUCAGAAAAAGUCAUUCUGUAUCCAGGCUAAAAUGGAACCAGAAAAUCAACAAAAUCGUUAAAAAAUAGAGCAAAACAUAGAGCCAAGUUAAUGGCAAACAUUUCAAGCAACAGUGUGAAAAUUUUGCAAAGAGGGUCAAGACCUAGAAGAGUUACUAAGACUAAGCUCGAGAGUCUGUAUAGAGUUAAUUCACCUAAAGUCGUAUCUCAGUUUUGCAAAUAAGUAAGGGAAAUAAUAAAUGACUGACUCUUCACGUCAAAACUACAUCUUUAAUACAUACUCAUUAUAAUCAGAAGCCCAUAAAAGUUGACA
This is a messenger RNA of Moneuplotes crassus, 682 nucleotides long. The record is from the annotation of a GenBank genome assembly. Lineage: Eukaryota; Ciliophora; Spirotrichea; Euplotida; Euplotidae.